This is a messenger RNA of Puntigrus tetrazona (Sumatra barb), 2686 nucleotides long. RefSeq names its product Transmembrane protein 150A-like. The transcript is spliced from 7 exons. Lineage: Eukaryota; Metazoa; Chordata; Actinopteri; Cypriniformes; Cyprinidae. The record is from RefSeq and is a predicted model, not a curated record. Bases 121 to 939 code for a protein of 272 amino acids.
GAGCCGGUUUGGGGUCAUGCAACAAGUAUAAAUGCACAUUGAUGAGCAGAGGGAGACAGGCUGGCGAAGGCGAAAGAAGUGGAUGUUUUGAGGGGAGCAGGAGAGGACUGUGUGCAGGAGAUGUCUCUGUGGAUGAUAUUACCCGUCAGCCUCCCAGCUCUCACCAUCACUGGAAUAUGGGUCGUGUAUGCCAUGGCCUUGUACAACCAGCAUGUCUGUCCUGUGGACAACUGGAUGUAUAACCAGUCAUGUGAGGUGGAUCUGCCAUUGCAGAGGGGACCGACCAUGUGCUGUACUCUGGACAAUGUUCCUCUUAUAAGUAAAUGUGGCACACUUCCUCCAGAGAGCUGCUUCUUCAGUCUCAUCUGCAGCACUGGAUCCUUUAUGGUGAUGGUGAUAGUGUUGUUACGCUAUGCCCAUGUGAUAGAGAAGCACCAGAACUGUGUGUUAAACACAGCAAGUCUCUCCACCGGCUGGAUCUGUGCUGCAGGUCUCAUCAUGGUCGGCAACUUCCAGGUGGAUAACGCUAAGGUUCUUCACUAUGUUGGAGCAGGGGUAGCCUUCCCCACCAGUAUGCUGUUUGUGUGUCUUCAGUCUGCGCUGACUUACCGUCUGGCCAAGACUCAGGGAGAAUAUAAUAUGGGUCAUUUGCGUCUCUUUAUGACCCUGCUGGCCUUUGUGGCCCUGGUGCUCAGCGGGGUGUUUUUUGUCCAGGAGAGUUUUGUCCUGCAACAUGCAUCGGCCAUUUUCGAGUGGGUGUUCUGUGUCAUUAUUAUGCUGUUCUACGGCACGUUCGCUUUUGAAUUCGCCGGGAUAUCUAGUGACACGAUGAUGGUGCUGGCCCAAGGGCAAUCUCUACAGUCCGUAAGCCGAGACCACAAGAUGGAGUCUCUCGCUGGGGGCAGCCAGCACCAGCCUGAGAGCCUGUCCAUGCUGUAACCUCAGUGUCCCGUAUCUCUCUCAACACUACGAAAAAAAACACUGUAACCGAAGAGGGAAAGUUACAGAAACUGGACGUGGCUCUCGUACACCUUUGCCAAAGGAACCAGCUCAGAUUUUGCACAUUUUUGAGAGACUUCUUCGCUCUGGGGGGACCUUUUGAAUCGCACAGCUUCCAAGCUGGAAACAACAAAGAUCAUUGCCUGGAUGUAUUGGAGUUUCCAUUAGAUCUUAUUGGGAUUUUUAAGUAUCUGCGUUACUUGGAUAAAGAGACUACAGACUGCUAGUUGGCAAAAUUACACGUCCAUUGGUGAAACCAGAGGACCGCUACGUCAAUGGUGUAGUAAACUAAACCCGAAGCCUUUUGCAACUGUCAGCACUCAAGCAUUUUAACGUAGUGCCUCAAAACAAAUGUUAUUGUGCCAAUUCCAUACAGUGCAAGGCAGUGGAUCCCAAAAUGCUGAUGUUUUCCGUGCCUUUAGUUUUUUUCCAAAGUCAGAGAUGGUUAAAUAACAUUUUAUUGUCACUUAUAUCUGCUGUCUGCUAACCGAUCAAGGUGUUUCAUUUUGCCUUAAUCGCCAUAUGCUGUCUGAAAUGUAUUUUCCAGGAGCUUGUCAUUACCGAUGUGCCUUAAACCAAAAACCAAAUACUGAUAUUUAAUAGAGAUCUAUGUCCAUAGUCUAGGCGUGUAUUUUUUUUGAUACGUAGCAAAUAUUAUGCUGGUUGUAAACAACUAAGCUGAACGAGAUCAGCAAAAACCUCUCGUGAAACAGGAGCAUAAGCUUAUCACAUUAAGUCGCCAGUAGUUGGUGCCAUUCCAGAUGUCAUGUUAGAGUCUAUGAGUAUUGUACAUUGUGACCAAAUGUAAUUGAGAAGAGAGCUUGUCCUGAGGUCGGUGUGAUCAUAGGUUUCCCUCUUUCUGUCACUGUGGGAAUUGUUGUGUGUGUUGGGGGUUUAUGGGAGUUGGUUAAAAGGAAGCGUCUUGAAACAUGAAGCCGCCCUUUAAUGUUAAGGGUGACUAGUUUAGGUGUUCUUAAGUUUUUGUCAGCUGUUUUUGCAGACAAAAUGAUUUGCAGCAGGACUGCAAGGUCAUAAUUGGUUUUGUUUUGAAAAACAGAUGCAAUUUGGUUUACAGUGGUCAAAUGUUUUCACACUACCAGCAUGAAAAAAAAAUCACAUUGUUCCUCAGCUAAUAUCAAAGUUUUGUCAAGAGUUUUGUCAUUUUAUUUGUCAGGAUCAGAGCCAUAUUUAUACUACGAGUGCCGUCCUGAAAACAUCUUUCGCGCCAUUUCAGUUUACUAAUUCUCUUCGCUCAGGAAUUUCAGAUGUCUUUGCUGUCACAUAUCUUCUCUCUGCAUUCAAGACUGCAUCAAUCCACCAGAUAUAAGUGAAAAAUGUGCCAUUUCCAUUACUUGUUCAGAACAUUUCCUUUAUAGAGAGCUUUAUUUUGCUUCAAAUACAUCUUGUAAUACUGUUAAACCCAUAAUUUGGUUUAAUUUGUUGUUUAAACCAUUUUCUCCUAAAUAUUUAUUAUAUUGCUUAAAGUAAUCGUUAAUAAAAAAAACAACUAUAUGCUAUCUUUCAUUAUGUUUCAAAUCCAAAUGCUGUCAUGUUUCCUGUGGAAGUCAAAAUAAGAAAUUUGAAGAAUUGCUGUGCAGCUCUAUUCCUCACAAGACCACCAUAAGUAUCUCACGAGACAUUUCAGUUGUUCCAUGUGUCAUUUCAUUGAUAAUGUUACCCUUUGAUA